CAGGGUCUUCUAAGGUGGGGUAAAGAAUUUUCACUUCAACUUCGCUGCUUUGACUAUUUACUCUGCGCUGUAUUGCAUCUCCAAUAUAUAUUACCAUCUUAUAGAGAUCAAGAUGUCUCCUGCAGAAGUCGGCCGAGACGAUGAGCGUUACGACUCAAUUCCAGCUCAAAAUGCUUGGAGAACGGCAUGGGAAAGCAACAAAGGAGCGGCACUCAUCCUUAUCUCAGAGGCGUUUGGUUCAUCUUCUGAUGCCAUAGUGAGAUUUCUUCAACAAGGCGGUCAUGGCAUGCAUCCUUUUCAGGUGAUUUUCGCACGAAUGAUCACGACGCUUCUGCUGAGUGGCCUCUACAUGUGGUGGACAAAGGUCCCAGAUCCAUUUGGGCAUCCAAGCGUCAGACAUUGGCUUGCCCUUCGAGCUGUUUUCGGCUUCUCUGGGUUGUUCUGCUUAUAUUAUUCAGUGCACUACCUCCCGCUUGCUGAAGCAACUGUAUUUAGAUUCUUGGUCCCAAUAGUCACGGCUUGGGCAUGUUCCGUUUUCCUUGGCCAGACAUUCACACGGAAAGAACUCAUCGCAGGCCUCAUCGCCUUGGUUGGUGUAGUCAUGAUCGCACACCCAAGCAGCAUCUUCGGCUCUACCGAUGAUAUCAAGACCACCGACAUCGAGAAAGUGGCACCCGCUCAACGUAUCUUUGCCAUUUUCACUUCGGUUCUUGGUGUCUUUGGUGCGGCAGGCGCAUACACAACAAUCAGAGUCAUCGGGAACCGCGCUCACGCCUUGGUAUCUGUCAGCUAUUUCGCAAUGCUUGGUACUGUCGGUUCCACGGUGGCAUUGCUCGUCAUUCCUGGAAUUGGUUUCAAAAUGCCUCAUGGAGCAAGAGAAUGGGUUCUACUCUCUCUCCUCGGUAUCUUUGGAUUUGGCCUUCAAUUUUUGUUGACCGCUGGAUUGCAACUUGACAGAAGCAGUAAGGCGACGAGCAUGAUGUACACUCAGGUCCUGUUUGCGUUAUCCUUUGAUUGGGCUAUCUGGGGAGUUCUUCCAGGUGGUUGGAGUCUCAUUGGCGGGGCCAUUGUGAUUGCAAGUACACUUUGGUCGGCUUUGCAGAAGACUCAACCGAAUGCUGGGCAGAUAUCGAAGGCGAAGGAAGCAGAUGAGGAGAGUGCAUUGCUAGGUGAGCAGCAAGAUGGAGUGGCUGAAGUGGUUCGAAGAGGGAGUGUGAGUGCUUGAAAUCUCCACGGCAUUGGUUGUGGUAGAACGGAUGAGCAAAAGAAGCGCUUUGUUAAAUCAUGUGACUGGAACCCUUCUUGGCAUGCAGGUGCCUUCCAAGUUGUUACUAUGAGAAGAUGGGGAACAUAUCAAGGGGUCGCAUGAAUAAACUUAAAAGCUUAAACAACGCUGGAUUAUAUAUCGUCAUAAGGGCAUCCGUGGGAGGAUAUACUAUCACAUGACCUCCUUCGGCGUAAUCUUAGGUUAUUCCGGCUGCGGUCAGGGUUUCUGGGCCGCGGCA
Mollisia scopiformis is the source of this 1505-nucleotide messenger RNA. RefSeq lists its product as uncharacterized. NCBI's taxonomy places the organism in Eukaryota, Fungi, Ascomycota, Leotiomycetes, Helotiales, Mollisiaceae. The coding region runs from base 113 to 1225 and encodes 370 amino acids. The record is from RefSeq and is a predicted model, not a curated record. Gene Ontology annotation, cellular component: membrane. The transcript has 3 exons.